AUGGUCUCCCUCAGCCUGCGCACCACCGUCGUCGCGCUCGCAUGCGUGUCCGGCACGCUCGGCGCGGCCAUUCAGACGCCGCACAUUGCGCUCCCCCCGACGCGGGGAAGAACCGGGACGGCGCAGUUCGCGUUCCCGCACGACGACCUCACCCCCAUCUCCGAGAGCUGGACGGACGGCCGGAACGGCUGGGGCGCGUCGGUCGUCGACGCGCUCACGACGAUGUUCGUCAUGGGCGAGACCGAGCUGUUCGAGGAGGCGGUCGACUUCACGAGCAAGAUCGACUUCACGAUCUCGCACACGGGCGAUACCGCCAGCGUGUUCGAGUCGACGAUUCGCUAUCUCGGCGCGAUGCUGAGCGCGUACGAGCUCAGUGGCGAGAAGUACCCCGCGCUGAUCAACCAGUCCGUCGUGCUCGCCAACAAGCUGAGCGCCGCGUGGUCGAAGGGGAACGUUAUCCCCUACGGCCAGGUCAACAUCAACAGCACCACGCCCACCAUCCAGACUUCCAACAUCGCGGAAGCGGGUACUCUCACGCUCGAAUGGUCCCGCCUUGCCAAACACACGGGCAAUGAUACCUACCGAGCCCUUGCCGAGAACUCAGUGCGCCAGAUGAUCAGCAACCCGGCGCCUAUACCUGGCUUCCCGGCACAAGGGAUUGACCCUUCGACUGGAAAGCCUGUGGGGGCCUACGUCACGUGGGGCGGAGGCUCUGACAGCUACCUCGAGUACCUGAUCAAGUACGCCCGCUUGACGAACACGGACGAUCAGGUCUUCACCGACACCUGGGCAACCGCGGUCGACUCCUCGAUCCACACCCUCCUCCGCAAGUCUACCGUCGGCGGCUGGUCGUACCUCGCCGACCGCGACGACUCGGGCACGAUCCGGCACAUCGGCUCCCACCUCGCGUGCUUCAUGGCCGGGAACUGGAUCAUGGGCGGCAAGAUGAUGAACAACGACACGAUCGUCAACAUCGGCCUCGACCUCAACGAGGGCUGCUGGAACACGUACGCGUCGACGGCGACCGGGAUCGGCCCCGAGGCGUUCGGUUACUUCUCCUCUGACGGCAACUACACCGGCUCCAACCCGUCCGAGGGCGACAUCGCGUUCUACGACCGCAACGGGUUCUUCAUCCUUCCCGGGUCCGAGUACUACUACAUGCGCCCGGAGGUGCUCGAAAGCAACUUCUACGCCUUCCGCUCGACGGGCGACCUCAAGUACUACCAGCGCGCCGUCGACGCGCUCAAGAGCUUCGGGACCUACCUCAAGACGCCGACGGUCGCGUACGCGCCGAUCAACGACGUCGACGCGACGGACAGCGACUUUAUCGACGACAUGGAGAGCUUCUGGUUCGCGGAGGUGCUCAAGUACCUCUACCUCACGUUCGACGACCCCAACGCUAUCUCGCUUGACAACUUCGUAUUCAACACCGAGGCGCACCCGUACGUCGCGCCCGCCGCACAGCCGUCGUACGGCUCUGGCAAGGCACCCAAGUCGAACGAGCCCUUCAAGCUCGUCUCGGGCCCGCUCCCUGCGGUCAGCUUCGCGCCCUUGGUCCCGGUCAAGGAGCCGAACUAG
Molecule: messenger RNA, 1578 nt
Organism: Epithele typhae
Lineage: Eukaryota; Fungi; Basidiomycota; Agaricomycetes; Polyporales; Epitheliaceae
Product: glycoside hydrolase family 47 protein
Exons: 11
Coding region: 1-1578 (525 amino acids)
Biological process (GO): N-glycan processing; carbohydrate metabolic process
Cellular component (GO): Golgi membrane; endoplasmic reticulum
Molecular function (GO): calcium ion binding; mannosyl-oligosaccharide 1,2-alpha-mannosidase activity
Source: RefSeq, a predicted model, not a curated record